AGCUGUUUUGUAUAAGGAAGGGGAUGGUACCGCAACGACCACGUCCGCCGCCUACACGCAUAACGGAGGACGAUGUGGAUAUCAGCGCGCUUUCAUGUCUGGAUGAUCUGCUGGCCCAAUUGGACAGCGCCGUGCAUAGACGUGAAGUGUAUCUCGUGCGGAGCGACAUGAAACCUGUGCCGAGAGAGGAAGCCAAUCUUGAUAAACGGAUAGCAUCACCGUCCGAGACGACCACCACUGUGGCCUCGGAAGGUAGUGUGAAGAAGAAGAAGGCGGAGCAGCCAACAUCGAGGAAGAAGAAGGGUGGAGCUCGUGAGGAUGUCCACAAGGUUUCUAGUGGUUCCUUGAAGCAGAGGCAUCCCUCAUCCUCCUCUUCCUCUCCAUCAUCCUCAUCACCAGCUAGUGGGUUACGAAAACUUGCUGAGAAAAGACAUCUCCAUAAGGGUUCUAGUAGCAGCAGCAGGAAGAGGAAGGGGUCUAGGAGGAACUCUGCCGAUGACCUGUCGGACUUUAUUGUGCCCCCUGGGGCUCCUCUCUCCAGUGAGAGUUCAUCUGACGAUGAUACCCCUGAUUCUCCUUCUUCCUCUAGCUCGUCAUCGUCGUCCUCAGUCCUUAGCGACUCUGAUGUGGUCCUCAAUGGUUAUGAAGAUGACAGUGGGAAUCGGAGGUAAGUCAAGUUGCCUGCUGUGCGGUAUAACAGCCGAUUGGUAUCAGAUACAUAGUGGACCGGGUACUUCAAUUCGAUGGGCGGAAAUACCUAGUGAAGUGGAAAGGCUAUACCGAGAUGACCUGGGAACCUCGGGAAAAUCUUGAAGACAAUUUUAAACAUGAAAUGAAGGAGGCUCGCAAGAAGUACCGACUAAAGGAGAAGUAUCGACCAAGAUUCUGACUGAUGAUAAUACUAUUCUUGUUCCUGUUGUUGGCAUGGCCCGUG
Messenger RNA from Perkinsus marinus ATCC 50983, 934 nucleotides. RefSeq lists its product as hypothetical. The transcript is spliced from 8 exons. The record is from RefSeq and is a predicted model, not a curated record. Lineage: Eukaryota; Perkinsozoa; Perkinsida; Perkinsidae. The coding region runs from base 24 to 671 and encodes 215 amino acids.